Gossypium raimondii (Peruvian cotton) is the source of this 1686-nucleotide messenger RNA. Its product is annotated as protein ASPARTIC PROTEASE IN GUARD CELL 2. Gene Ontology annotation, molecular function: aspartic-type endopeptidase activity. The transcript has a single exon. The record is from RefSeq and is a predicted model, not a curated record. Gene Ontology annotation, biological process: proteolysis. The coding region runs from base 109 to 1536 and encodes 475 amino acids. NCBI's taxonomy places the organism in Eukaryota, Viridiplantae, Streptophyta, Magnoliopsida, Malvales, Malvaceae.
CUCACCCCUAAGUCUAAACCCGACUCAAAUAAAUCCCCUCGCACCCCCCCCUUCAACCAUCAGUACUACUAUAUCGGUAUAUCCUCCAACCACCAUAGCUCCUCAACCAUGUCGUUAGUAGCAAUAUUAGUGACGAUACUGCAAUUAGCUCUAUGCAGCAUCGCCAUCGCCACCAACUCGUUCCCUGACUUUCAACUCUUGAACGUGAAUGAAACACUCACAGGGACGAAAAUGUUUAUGCCCCUCGGAUUAUCAGAAACCGAUGAUCAUCGAGGGAAAUGGAACCUGAAACUUGUCCAUCGAGACAAGUUAUUAUCUCCAAACGAUUCCUUAUCUACUUUGCACAACCAUGGCCGCCGUUUUCAUGCACGUAUGCAGAGGGACGUUAAAAGGGUGGCGAGCCUCCUCCGCCGUCUCCCCGGAAAAGGAACCCACGACGGUGACGCGGCUUACCAGGUGAACGAUUUUGGGUCGGAUGUCGUUUCGGGAAUGGACCAAGGGAGUGGCGAGUAUUUCGUGAGAAUCGGCGUUGGUAGCCCACCGAGGAGUCAGUAUAUGGUUAUUGAUUCGGGUAGUGAUAUUGUUUGGGUCCAGUGUCAGCCUUGCAACCAAUGCUAUCGACAAUCCGACCCAGUUUUCGACCCGGCUAACUCCGCUUCUUUCUCCGGCGUCUCUUGUGGCUCUUCCGUUUGUGACCGGAUUGAUAAUUCGGGUUGCAAUGCGGGUCGGUAUUGUCGGUACGAAGUUAUGUAUGGUGACGGGUCUUACACGAAAGGAACCCUGGCGCUUGAAACGCUCACUUUUGGUCGAACGGUAGUUAAAAACGUGGCCAUCGGGUGCGGGCAUGUUAACCGGGGCAUGUUCAUCGGGGCAGCCGGGUUGUUGGGCCUUGGAGGUGGAUCCAUGUCACUUGUGGGUCAAUUGGGUGGCCAAACAGGUGGUGCAUUUAGCUACUGUUUGGUGAGCCGGGGCACUGACGCAUCCGGGUCAUUGGUAUUCGGUCGUGGAACAAUGCCCGUUGGUGCCACGUGGGUCCCUUUGCUACGCAACCCGCGGGCCCCAAGCUUUUACUACGUCGGGCUUUCGGGUCUCGGAGUAGGAGGCGUUCGGGUGCCCAUAUCCGAAGAUGUUUUCAGGCUCACCGAAUUAGGCUACGGAGGAGUCGUUAUGGACACUGGCACUGCUGUGACAAGGCUCCCAUCCUCGGCUUACAACCCCUUCCGUGACGCUUUCAUCACGCAAACAGCUAACCUUCCUCGUGCCUCCAAAGUGUCCAUAUUCGAUACGUGUUAUAACUUAUCGGGUUUCGUCUCAGUUCGGGUCCCGACAGUAUCAUUCUAUUUUUCGGGUGGGCCAGUCCUGACCCUACCCGCAAGGAACUUUCUUAUACCUGUUGAUAAUAUGGGAACUUUCUGUUUUGCAUUUGCUCCCUCUGGUUCAGGACUUUCAAUAAUAGGGAACAUCCAACAAGAGGGGAUCCAGAUUUCCUUUGAUGGAGCCAAUGGGUUUGUGGGGUUUGGCCCCAAUGUUUGCUAAGUUCAAUGAUGUAAAUGUAAAGUAAUAGUGAUGAAUUUUGCUAGACAGUUCUUAGAGGUUUUUUUUCUAAGAAAAGAUGUAGUGUUCAAGUAUUGAAUUUGGGGUUUAUGUCAACUGAAAAUCAAUUAAAUAUAUUUAUAUAAUUAUAAA